Messenger RNA from Fundulus heteroclitus (mummichog), 1608 nucleotides. RefSeq names its product tropomyosin alpha-1 chain. Bases 140 to 994 code for a protein of 284 amino acids. Lineage: Eukaryota; Metazoa; Chordata; Actinopteri; Cyprinodontiformes; Fundulidae. Gene Ontology annotation, biological process: actin filament organization; cardiac muscle contraction. The transcript is spliced from 9 exons. Gene Ontology annotation, cellular component: actin filament. Gene Ontology annotation, molecular function: actin filament binding. The record is from RefSeq and is a predicted model, not a curated record.
GUGUCCAGUAUCCGACAUAUUUGACUCUCCGCAGGCUCCGCGACCUCGCACUCCAGCUUGGCAUCCAGCGUGAUUCAGACGCUCCCAUCUUCUCCCUUCGGUUACUUAGAUUUGGUCCUAUCGCAGAAACUAAACAGCCAUGGAUGCCAUCAAGAAAAAGAUGCAGAUGCUCAAGCUUGACAAGGAGAACGCCUUGGACAGAGCUGAGCAGGCUGAGUCAGACAAGAAAGCAUCUGAGGACAGAAGCAAACAGCUUGAGGAUGACCUGGUAGCACUGCAGAAGAAGCUGAAGGGAACCGAGGAUGAGUUGGACAAGUACUCUGAAGCCUUGAAGGAAGCCCAGGAGAGACUGGAGCUUGCUGAGAAGAAAGCUACAGAUGCUGAGGGGGAUGUCGCCUCCCUGAACAGACGCAUCCAGCUGGUUGAGGAGGAGUUGGACCGAGCUCAGGAGCGUCUGGCCACGGCCCUGACCAAGCUGGAGGAGGCCGAGAAGGCUGCUGAUGAGAGCGAGAGGGGCAUGAAAGUAAUCGAGAACAGAGCGAUGAAGGACGAGGAGAAGAUGGAGCUGCAGGAGAUCCAGCUCAAAGAGGCCAAGCACAUCGCUGAGGAGGCCGACCGCAAAUAUGAGGAGGUGGCCCGUAAGCUGGUGAUCAUUGAGAGCGACCUGGAACGUACAGAGGAGCGUGCUGAGCUUUCUGAGAGUAAGUGCUCUGAGCUUGAAGAGGAGCUGAAGACCGUGCAGAACAACCUGAAGUCUCUGGAAGCCCAGGCAGAGAAGUACUCGCAGAAGGAGGACAAGUAUGAGGAGGAGAUCAAGGUUCUCACAGACAAGCUGAAGGAGGCUGAGACUCGUGCUGAGUUCGCAGAAAGAUCAGUCGCCAAGCUCGAGAAGACCAUCGACGACCUGGAAGACAAAGUCACACACGCUAAAGAAGAGAACCUGAGCAUUAAGCAGAUGAUGGAUCAGACUCUACUGGAGAUGGUUAAUAUUUGACCCAUCUCUGUUCCUCUCCACUGACUUCACAUGCUUCAAAUGACCGGCUCCCCCACGCUGCUGCUGCUGCUACAGCUACAGUGGACAUGUGGGUCUGUGUUUAUUUGUACCUCUGGCAUUGUCAACCACAGGGCAAAAGCUCCGUACGAAGUAGCAGCAAAAAGCUUUGAGCCACAGCUCGGCUAUGGUGUUUGUAUCGCACGCUAUGUUCAAAGACCCGUUUUGAGUUCACUGUAGAUGUCCAAUGGUUUACAUGUAUGUGUUGGGACUUUGCACUUUUGGUGAGAAAACAUGCUGCACAUGAUCAUUAUGAAUGAAGCCAUAAUUUAAGCCAGGCCUGUAUAGAAGGGACUUUUAUUAUCUGUACUUUUUUGUAAGGUAAUUUGUGUUUUUCUUUGUUAUAGACUCAGAACUCAGUGUCUGAUCUCUUUCCUCCUGCAGUUUAAGGAUUUCUUUGCACAUCUGCAUUGUGCUGUUCUGUGUCAGCUGAGUCACUUGUGCUCUGUACUGUUUCUAACAUAGAUGUUUUCUCCCUUAAAAGUUUGAUUUGAUUAUUCUGACAUUUUUAUCUUGGAAAUGUAUAAAUCAUGAAUAAAUGAUAAAAUCAAAGCUUA